Molecule: messenger RNA, 1358 nt
Organism: Benincasa hispida (wax gourd)
Lineage: Eukaryota; Viridiplantae; Streptophyta; Magnoliopsida; Cucurbitales; Cucurbitaceae
Product: transcription factor MYB61
Source: RefSeq, a predicted model, not a curated record
CCCUUUCUUAAGCUUCCUUAUCAUCUUUCUCUUUCGCCCACCCUCUCUCUCUUGCUUUUCUUUUCUCCUCUUCCUGUUGCUGACAUUUCUUCAAGCUUACACUUUUUUCCCCACCUUUUCUUUUAACUUUUAUUAUUAUUAUUAAGUUUGUGUGCUGUUGUUUGCCACCAUUGUAUUUGUUUUGAUUUUCUUGAAUUAAUCCUCAUCGUCCACAUGGGAAGGCAUUCUUGUUGCUAUAAACAGAAGCUAAGGAAAGGACUUUGGUCUCCAGAUGAAGAUGAAAAGCUUCUCAAUUAUAUCACUAAGCAUGGCCAUGGCUGUUGGAGCUCUGUUCCUAAACUCGCUGGCCUUCAACGUUGUGGAAAGAGCUGCCGUCUCAGAUGGAUUAAUUACCUCCGCCCUGAUUUGAAAAGAGGUCCUUUUUCUCAACAGGAAGAGGAUUUGAUCAUUGAGCUUCAUUCUGUCCUUGGAAACAGAUGGUCUCAGAUUGCUGCUCAGCUACCAGGGAGAACAGACAAUGAAAUCAAGAACUUGUGGAAUUCUUGUAUUAAGAAGAAGCUUAGGCAAAAAGGGAUUGACCCCAACACGCAUAAGCCGGUGAUAUCCAGCGCCGGCGAUGUUGAGAAUGACAGUGAAAGUAAAGUCCCAGCCAGAAGCAAUGACAACAACAGCUCUGAGGAAGCCAAUAAUAAUAAUACAACUGAAACAACGCCACUCCCAAACUCAAUCAUCAUAAAUCCGCAUAACUCCAAUUCCCAAAUCUACUCACAAACUCAUGAUUUUUUCCCUUUUCAAACAUCUACUACCAAUACGCCUUCUGAUAUUACUUCCGAUUAUCUCUCCUUUCAUCAUCUCAAUUACGCACCAAAUCCCAAUCCAAAUCCCAAUACUCUCUGUUUCACUCUCCCUCCGCCGCCGAUUCCCAUCAAACCCCAACUCCCCAACUGGGAAUCAGCCACUUUCAACAACAAUUUCUUCGACGCCGCUAACUUCUCUUGGGGGCUUCCCGAUUGCGCAAAAUCAGAGAAAUUGAACACAACAACCCAGUUACCGGAAGACAUUAAAUGGUCGGAAUUUGUGGGGAAUAAUCCAUUUAUGCUGCAAAAUCAAGAAUCUCAAUCUCAAACGGAUCAAUCAAUGUAUGUAGAGAAUACGACGGCGGAAACAGCGUUCAUAACAGAGGGCGGCGGGUGGCAGAGGCAACAACCUUCCUCCGAUGCUGCUGUAUAUAACAAACACCUCCAUACUCUUACUGUUUCUUUUGGAAAUACCCUUUAACCUUCCUUCUCUCCCAUCCAUUUAUUUUCCUUUUAAAAAAAAAAAAAAAAAAAAAAAAAAAAAAAAAAGAAAAAAACCAA